Prorocentrum cordatum is the source of this 505-nucleotide messenger RNA. The record is from the annotation of a GenBank genome assembly. Lineage: Eukaryota; Dinophyceae; Prorocentrales; Prorocentraceae.
GCCGUGGCGGCAGCAGCUUCCGCUGCUGCUGGCCCGCCGUUUUGAUUGACGGCGGCCGCGGGAGCUGCGGAGAGCGGUGAUGAUGAACUGGGGCCGACCGCGCCGUCUCGGCGGCGAGCUGCGGCCAGCGACGACGAAGCAAAACGACGUCGUGGAGGACUCGUGGGCCGACGGUGGGAAACGGAAGAAGGAAACGCGGCACAACCUGAAACUGCUGGCGCUCCGCGCGGAGCGUCAAAAGUUCAUGCGAAUGCCGGUGUCUCUCUUCUUCGAGACUCGCGGGUCCUUCGUCAGGAAGCCAGCUGCGUUGCCGUCUGGGUCUCGGAGGGUGAAGGUGGGGGCCGGGCGCAGGGUCCUGGCAAUGGUGUCCCGAUGGGCCACGCAUGGACGAUACAUCCUCGAUUGCUACGUUCGGCGCGGGAGCCAAUCGAAGCUCCCCGCCUGCACCCAAAGCAAGGAGUGAGUCGGGGGGCUGGGGAAGGGCGACCUGGUCGGCCAGUGCAGC